Messenger RNA from Condylura cristata (star-nosed mole), 993 nucleotides. RefSeq names its product melanoma-associated antigen B5-like. The record is from RefSeq and is a predicted model, not a curated record. The transcript has a single exon. Gene Ontology annotation, biological process: negative regulation of transcription by RNA polymerase II. Bases 1 to 993 code for a protein of 330 amino acids. Lineage: Eukaryota; Metazoa; Chordata; Mammalia; Eulipotyphla; Talpidae. Gene Ontology annotation, cellular component: nucleus.
AUGCCUCGUGGUGCAAAAGGCAAGCAGCGUUCCCAUAGAAAACGCCACCAGGUGCGGGCUAACUCUCACAGUAACCAAAGAGCUCAGGCCACAGCAGAAGAGGCUCCUUCGACCUCUUCUGAUGUGGAGGCUGCUUCCCAGAUAUUACCAACUACUGAGCCCAGUAGCACUUCCCAGGAGGCUUCUACAGACUCUUCUGGUGUAACAACUGAUGAAGAUAGUGGCCAAGAUGGCAAUUCCUAUUCUUCUGAGCUCUCAACUACUGAGAUGUCAUUCGGUGACGUUCUGACUAUGCAAACAGCAGUGCUUGAGCAGUUCCUUCUGUACAAAUAUAAGAUGAAACAACCCAUUAGGAAAGAAGACAUGCUGAAGAUUGUCGACCAACGCUACUAUUCAGAGAUACUUAAGAGAGCUGCUGAGCGUAUUGAGGUGGUCUUUGCGGUUGACUUAAAGGAAAUUGACCCUACCCUUCACUUAUAUGACCUUGUCAGCAAGCUGAGACUCCCUAACAACGGGAGGGUGCGAGCAGGCAGGGGGCUACCCAAGACCGGUCUCUUGAUGACGGUCCUAGGUUUCAUUUUCAUGAAGGGAAAUAGUGCUAGUGAGGAAGAAGUUUGGAAAUUCCUAAACAAGAUGCGCAUCUAUGCUGGGCGGAAGCACCUCGUUUAUGGAGAGCCUAAGAAACUUAUCACGAAAGAUCUAGUGAAACUGAAGUACCUGGAAUACCGCCAGAUACCCAACAGCAACCCAGCCCGUUACGAAUUUCUGUGGGGUCCUCGAACAUAUGUUGAAACAAGCAAGAUUAAAAUCUUGGAAUUUUUAGCCAAAGUCAACAACACCGAUCCUAGCACAUUCAGAGAGCAGUAUGAAGAAGCUUUACGGGAGGAACAAGAAAGAGCUCAAGCCAAAGCUGCAGCUGUGCCUGGAAGUAGCGCCAUGGCCAGCGUUCCCUUGGGACGCUCAGCUGCAGCUCCCACUCCUACUGAUGCCUGA